Messenger RNA from Mytilus californianus (California mussel), 1409 nucleotides. RefSeq lists its product as uncharacterized. Bases 85 to 1341 code for a protein of 418 amino acids. The transcript has 8 exons. The record is from RefSeq and is a predicted model, not a curated record. Lineage: Eukaryota; Metazoa; Mollusca; Bivalvia; Mytilida; Mytilidae.
GCGGUAUGAAAUGGUGACAACUGUAAACUGGUAAACAAGAUUUGACAAGACCAAUUUAAAUGCAAUAAUUAUCUUGCAUCUACCAUGCUACUCUCAGCUCCAGAGAAGAGAAAAAAGACAAUUAGUACCACGCAUUCGGCUUUUGGAAAACCUUCAAGAAGUCCAAGAACACAAACCCCUUCUUCGUUGACUUAUUCUUCUUAUUCGUAUUCAGAUACCUUUGAAAAUGCAACUCAAAGUGUUAACUACUCAGAUACUUUUGAAACUGAAUCUAAAGCCGAACCAACAACAAUAAAAACAGCAAAAUUUUCCACCAUUUUAACAGAACUUGAGGGUGACUUCAAGACCACAAAAGAUCUAACCAACCAAAGACUGUCAGAAUCAUUUCCAACCUACUCGGAUACAUUUGAAUCUGAUGGGUUUGAAUCUCAUCCAAAGUCAGAUGAUGAUUCUUACCAAAGUAGAGAGAGUAAAUAUACAGAAACUGAAUCCAACUAUACUGAUACAGAUUCUAAAUAUACUUCUGAUGAAACGCAGUCAUAUGGAACAAGAACACUAGAGUCCGUUGCAGAGAGUACAACUCCCAGAUAUUCCAGUGAUGACUUUGAAGAUGAUGAGCCUUACAGUUACAGUGAAAGUUAUGAAUACUCUUCAACAUUUGAACCAGAAGAUGAAAUGUCUAGCCUUGUUACAGAUCCAGAAACGAUUCAAAGAGAGGAGGAAUUGAAGAAAAAAUCAGAAGAAGCAAAAGAAAACUACAUUUCAACUUUGAUUUCUAAUAUGAGGAAUAAACGCUUUAAAGAUACAGAUAUUACAGAACUUUCUUUAAUUGAACCAAUUGAGACAAAGCCAAAGAUUAUAGAUAAGGAAACUGAAAACUUCCAACAAAGAUUUAUGAAAAGGAAGAUGGCACUAUUAAAACAUAAAAGAAAGCAUGGUAUUAAACCAACGAGAGAACUACCAUGGCCAGGCAAAAGAGAUGUUCAUGUCACAGAAUACGGUUUAGAUCCACAAAUUGUUGAGAAACUCAAAAUAAAGAACCUCAUUACCAAAAUGGAGAAUGCCGCUAAAUAUGAGCUUCAUGAUCCCAAAAGAUGCAGAGAAUGCAGAGAAUAUGAAAAAGAACUUGAUGAGGAAGCAGCCAAAAGACAUUUCAUCAGGAUAAAGAAAUCUCAGAUCCAAAAAGAUAUAACUGAAAACCAGCUUCAGAAACAUGUAAUAAGAAUGAAUCCUAUUAAUCUAAUUGGAGAGUUAGCAAAAUCUUUGCCAAGACCCACAGCAGAUCCAGCUGAAAUUACAGAACAAAUGAACCAAGGACUUAUGUUGUCGAAAUAUUUAUGACAAAAUAUUUUUAAUGUUGAUAAUUUAUUUUUAUCGUUAAAUUUUAAUUAAAAACAAAUAUCAAACAA